CGCUCUUACGCAUAAGCCCCGCCCUAGAAUGCUCGAACAUGGCUGGACUGAUCUGAAAUCUUCAGAGGAGGAGUUCAGUUUUAGGCUGAAGAUGGCUCUUAUGAGGUGUCUCCUGCCCCCGGGUUUCUACAGGACCCUAUAUCACCCCUGGACCAGGUGUGCGUCCUCAGGAACCCUUCAAAUUAAAGAUCCACUGAACUUCUGGUGUGGUGCCCGGGUCGACCUUAAAGAUGUGAAGACCAAAUCUGAACCAGUAUUUGAGCCUGCAACAGGUCGUGUCCUCUGCCGGCUGCAGACGUGUGGGUCAGCAGAGGUUGAUGCAGCGGUUAGAAACGCCAGUGCUGCUUUUAAAGUCUGGAGGAAACUGUCAGGCAUGGAAAGAGCCAGAGUGAUGCUGGAGGCCGCUCGACUCAUUGAGAAGAGAAGAGAGGAGAUCGCAGAGAUGGAGGUGAUCAACAAUGGAAAGUCCAUCACAGAAGCCCGUUUGGAUGUGGACUCAGCCAGACUGAGCAUUGAGUAUUUCGCAGGACAAGCCACCACACUGUCCGGUCAGCAUGUCCAGCUACCAGGGGGUUCAUUUGCGUACACGCGCCGUGAGCCGUUCGGUGUGUGUGUGGGAAUAGGAGCCUGGAAUUACCCCUUUCAGAUCGCAGCCUGGAAAUCUGCCCCUGCCAUCGCUUGUGGCAACUCUAUGGUGUUCAAGCCGUCUCCGCUGACCCCUGUGACCGCAGUGCUGCUGGCGGAGAUUUACAGGCAGGCUGGGGCUCCUGAGGGCCUGUUCAAUGUGGUUCAGGGCGGACAGGAGACCGGCUCUCUGCUCUGUCUUCACCCUUCGGUGGAAAAAGUCUCCUUCACUGGAAGUGUGCCCACAGGAAAGAAGAUCAUGGAAAUGGCGUCUCGGGGGGUGAAAGCAGUGACGCUGGAGCUCGGGGGGAAAUCUCCACUCAUCAUCUUCGAGGACACAGACCUGGAAAACGCUGUUAGAGGAGCUCUCAUGGCCAACUUCCUCUCGCAAGGACAGGUGUGCAGUAACGGCACCAGAGUGUUUGUGCAAAGCUCGAUUGUUCCUCAAUUCCUGAAAGAGGUGGUCAGGAGAACUAAAGCUAUCAGCAUUGGAGACCCUCUGCUAGACGAGACCCGCAUGGGCGCCCUGGUCAGCAAAGCACAUCUGGAUAAAGUGCUGCGAUACGUGGAGCAAGCCAAGAACGAGGGAGCCCAAGUGCUUUGUGGAGGAGAGCCUUUCAGCCCUGCAGAUCCGAAACUAAAAGAUGGAUACUACAUGACUCCAUGUGUGCUCGACAGCUGCACUGAUGACAUGACGUGUGUGAAGGAGGAAAUAUUCGGGCCUGUGAUGUCAGUAUUGACCUUUGACACUGAAGACGAGGUUCUUCGAAGAGCAAAUGACAGCGAUCUUGGCCUCGCUGCAGGAGUCUUUACUAAAGAUGUUAAGAGAGCGCAUCGUGUUAUAGAAAACCUGCAGGCUGGAUCUUGCUUCAUCAAUAACUAUAAUAUCACUCCUGUGGAGGUGCCGUUUGGAGGAUUCAAGGCUUCAGGUAUUGGAAGGGAAAAUGGCCAGGUGACCAUUGAGUUUUACUCUCAGCUGAAGACUGUGGUGGUAGAGAUGGGAGAUGUCGACAGUCUUUUCUAAACAACGCUCACAUUUGGUCGGCUUCUAGACUCAUGACUGAAUAUUCCAGCAGGAUUAAUCUAUGUAUUCUAAAAACUGACACACUCAGUUACUGAAGUAUAUUAAUGUUCACUACCGAUGACUGAUGUUUAGCUCACAAACAUAAUUUCCUGUCAAGCAAUGGCAGCUGUCUGUGAAUAUUUCACAAUCAAGAGCCUGUAAUGUGUAAUGGUAUGAUUAUGAGAGUUUCAAUUGUUAUUUUAAAAAGCAAUGUUGUCUAUUAAACAGAGAUAAUAUGAUAUUUUGGUUAAUGCUGUGAAUAUAUGCACUAAUAUCUUUCAAUGAAAAGGUUUUGCAUCAUUGUAAUAAAGGAGCUUGUGUUUAAUGAAGGAAUAUUUCA
This is a messenger RNA of Danio rerio (zebrafish), 2027 nucleotides long. NCBI's taxonomy places the organism in Eukaryota, Metazoa, Chordata, Actinopteri, Cypriniformes, Danionidae. The record is from RefSeq and is a predicted model, not a curated record.